Molecule: messenger RNA, 2003 nt
Organism: Jatropha curcas
Lineage: Eukaryota; Viridiplantae; Streptophyta; Magnoliopsida; Malpighiales; Euphorbiaceae
Source: RefSeq, a predicted model, not a curated record
ACAUCAUCAAACUUUUGAUGAAGGAUGGGAAAAUAUCUGUUAUUCCAAUUGUUGGAAUAGGAGGUUUGGGCAAAACUGCACUUGCUAAACUGAUUUACAAUGAUGAUCAAGUAAAGAGAUUAUUUGAAGUUAAAAUGUGGGUCUGUGUAUCAGAAGAUUUUGAUAUAAAAAUAUUAACAGAGAAAAUUAUUAAAUCGACGACCAAUGGUAUGAGACUUGAGACAGAAAACUUGAGCAAUUUGGAAAUGGAGCAAUUAACAAAAAUCCUACAGAAAACCAUUGGUGAGAAGAAAUAUUUGCUUGUUUUAGAUGAUGUUUGGAACAAUGACCCCAUGAAAUGGAAUCAAUUGAAGGAAUUGUUGUAUAUGGGUGGCAAUGGAAGUAAAAUCUUGGUAACAACUCGUAGUAACCAAGGUUGCCUUCUAUUGUUGGUUCUGUUCCUGCUUAUAAGUUGUCAAGUCUUUCUCAUCGUGGGUUCUGUUCCUGCUUAUGAAUUGUUAAGUCUUUCUCAUGAUGAGUCUAUGGCUUUGUUUACUAAAUUUGCAUUUACAGAAGGCCAAGAGAAACGCUAUCCAAACUUGUUGAAAAUUGGGGAUGGAAUUGUGAAAAAAUGUAGAGGAGUUCCCUUAGCUGUGAAGACACUGGCUUCUCUCCUUCUUUCAAAAACUGACGAAGAUUAUUGGAAUUCUAUAAGAGACAAUGAGUUAUGGAAAUUGGAGCAGGGGGAAAAUGACAUUUUACAUGUUUUAAAAUUAAGUUAUGAGCAAUUGCCGUCUGACUUGAAAAGAUGUUUGGCUUAUUGUUCACUUUAUCCAAAGGACCAUGUUUAUAAUCAUGUUGAAUUAGCUCAAGUUUGGAUAGCACAUGGACUUGUUCGAUCGAUGAAUGAAAAUGAGGAAUUGGAAGAUGCGGGUUUGCGUUAUUUGAAGGAGUUAGCAUCUAAGUGCUUUUUUCAAGAUUUCGAGGAAAGGUAUGGAUUUAUCAAGUGUAAAAUGCAUGAUUUAGUGCAUGAUCUUGCAUUAUCAUUGACACAAAAUGAAUAUUCAAUAGUGACCUCUAGCACUAGACAAAUCCCCACAAAUGUUCGACAUUUGUUAUUUCCUGACAACGCUUCACUUCCUCAAGAUCUCUCCACGAUUUUACAAGGAUUAGACCGUGCAAGAACAAUUGUUUUUAUGAGUGAGGAAAGGGAUCUUAACAGCAAAUUAAUGUUGGACGUAAAUUGGUCAAGAUUUCAAUAUUUGCGGAUGUUGGAUUUAAGUCAGUUGAAAUUAGACGUCCCAUUAGAGAGAAUAGGCACUUUAAAGCAUUUGAGAUUUUUCCAUUUACAUGGAAAUUCUAAGAUUAUCAAAGCCCCUGAUUUUAUUUGCAAGUUGCAAAAUUUACAAGCUUUGUUACUUUGUCAGGGACUUGAAGAGUUGCCCGCUAAUAUAAAGUACUUGAUUAGCCUCAGACUUUUACAAAUGACAACAAAAGAGGAGAGGUUGUUAAAUAAUGGAAUUGGAUGCUUGAAAUCUCUUCGCUUUUUGUUCAUUUUUGAUUGUGAAAAUCUAAAAUACUUGUGUGAAGAUAUGCAAGGUCUUAGCAAACUUCAAAAACUAAUUAUUAUAGACUGUAAAAGUUUAAUUUGUUUGCCACCAAGCAUAAAAUAUUUAAGUUCACUAAAAACUCUUAUGAUUGGCGGUUGUGAAAAUAUUGACUUGGACAUGGUGGAUGAGGAAAAUUUCAAUCAACUCAGCCUUCAAAAUUUGGCACUUGCAGAGUUGCCAAAAUUAGUGAAUUUUCCAUAUUGGCUUCUCGAAGGAUCCAAGUACACUCUACAAAACUUACAUCUUGAAGAUUGUUCUAAUCUUGAAGAAUUACCUGCAUGCCUGCAAAACAUAGUUUCUCUUCAACAACUGAAGAUUGAAAAUUGUUUUGCAUUGGGAAAAAGAUGUGAACGUGAAAAGGGUGAAGAUUGGUCCAAAAUUGCUCAUAUUCCUCAAGUUAUUGUUGAUGGCUAG